AUGGCUACACGUAAAUCACAGGCUCUUAAUUGCAGUGCUGGGGUCGACGCAGUCAUGUCCAUCUUAAACGAAGACGUCUGCGUAGUUCUGCGGAAAGUCUUGAGCGCUGAGCAGGUCACAACCAUGAACGCUGAGAUCGGCGGGCCCAUGUCGAAGAUCGCUCCUGGCUCACUCCAGUCCGACCCAAACGUCCAAGACUUCCACGGAAUCCAUACCAAACGCCUCACCAACCUCGUUACACACAGCAAAGUCUUCCGUGGAUAUCUGCUAGAUCACGACUUGCUCCACGGCGUCUGCGAAAGGGUCUUCAGGCGCGACUCAGGCGACUACUGGAUGAAUACUGCGCAGGUCAUCGAUAUUGGACCCGGGAACAAGACCCAGCCACUUCAUCGUGAUCUGAUGCAGUUCCCUAUCUUUGCCAGACCAGGACCCGAUGCUCCUGAAGCUACGACCAAUUUCUUCGUUGCUCUGACCCAGUUCACUGAGGUGAACCGCGGCACGCGCUGUAUCCCUGGAAUCCAUCGAGAUCCAGAUAUGUGGGACACGAGAACCCCGGAGGAAACCGUCGCUGCGGAGAUGGAUGCUGGGGACAUCUUCUUGUUCAGCGGGAAACUCGUUCACGGCGGUGGAGCGAACCGCACCGAGAAUUUUGUUCGAAGAGGCAUUGUGGUGAGCGUUCAAUAUUGCUGUCUCACUCCCGAGGAGGCCUAUCAUUUGAUUGUGGAGAAAGAGCUUGUUAAGACUAUGCCCAAGCGGACGCAGAAGAUGAUUGCGUUCCGCUCGGUGUUCCUAGCUGUAAGGAAUCGCCAAUAG
Molecule: messenger RNA, 813 nt
Organism: Exophiala aquamarina CBS 119918
Lineage: Eukaryota; Fungi; Ascomycota; Eurotiomycetes; Chaetothyriales; Herpotrichiellaceae
Exons: 1
Coding region: 1-813 (270 amino acids)
Source: RefSeq, a predicted model, not a curated record